UCCGAUUUAAAAUUAGCGAGUGUGGAGUGCAUUACGCUGCCUACCAAACUGAUUAACAGCGCGAUGGAACGUGGCAAAUGCUUUCUUUAAAGUGAAAGCAUUCUCCGUAGUCAACAUAACUGUGUUGAACGUUUCCAUCGAUCGGUAUACUUCUCUUGUUCAAGAUGGUGUUAACCAGAAGCCAGACAUCUCGCCGCACUCGAUCUUCAACACAGCCGCUCAAUGCAGCUCCAACUGGAGUUCCAAGUAAUCCUACAUUAGCAAGUCGUCUUUGUGACCUGAUGGACGAACUCCCAAUGUUCAAGCGGCCUAAGCAAGUGAUAAGAAUUAUCUGGGAAUUAAAGGACUAUUACCUGAAAACAGCUCUCUUUAUAUCGCUUAUACUUGUUGUAAUCCUAUUGGUUUAUUUUGUUUCGAUAAUUCCUGAGUUGUUUAAAGUCUACGAUAAUGCAACUAAUGUUUGGCUGCGGCUUUUUCCACCUGAUUUACCAAGCGUUUAUUUCAACGGAGUCUCGUGGCCUCCAAGGCAUCGAUGGGUUUGGCGUGAGGAGGAACUUUCGAACGUAACGAGACGGAUAACGGCAAUGUCCAAAGAACAUGAUGGAAAGCAGGUUCACAUGUAUUUGAUCGGCGGUCCAGGUUCGGGGAAAUCGGAACUCGCUAGACAAGUGGGGCUUCGUUUAAAUGAAUCUCUGAAGCAAGACCGUAGACCGGUUGACAUAGUAACAAUCCAGGCUGCCACUGUCACUUCGCUCAUAUCAAGCUUUGCCGACUCAAUUUCUGCACUCAGCAAAAGUUCAGCGGAAAAGACGGACGGUAUAAAACAAUUAAAAGAAGAGCUGGAUCAUAAAAUUGGCGGUUUGUUCGCAAAAGAAGGAGAUGAUUUGAAAACUGAAAUGAAACUUAAGAUAUAUUAUGCAAAACUUUGCGAGCUUCUUAAACAACGAAACAGUCGCCCAGUAUUGAUUUUCGACAACGUGCGAGAGUUGAAGUGGUUGUUCAACUACCUUAACCUUGAGCCGGGAAGUCAGCAUUUUACGACUUUUGUAGUUAUCGUUACUCUAGAAAAGCGCGUGUCUUUGACAAGACUAAGUGAUUACGUAGAAGUGCAGGAUUUAUACGAGGGUAUGACCCUAAAUGAUUCUAUUAAACUUCUGCAACUAAUUACAGGAUUAGACAAAAACAAUGAGCACAAUGCUAAGGAACUCGCGAUUAUUCUCGGAAGGCAACCACUCGCUGUCGCAACCGCGGCGAUUUACAUAGAAAGCGUACGCCAAGGUCCCCCCAAGCGUUCUACAUACUCUUAUUCGAACUACAUAUCUGAGUUCAAGCGAGACAUUGAAUUCCUUGGAAUGGAAGAGCAACUGGAAUGGCAAGAAAGCGACGCUUCGAAGUACGAUGUUGCCAUGUACACCGCUGCUCUAAAAGCGGUUAAGCAUUCGGCUCAGAUUGAUCCAGUGAUUCGGGAAAUCACCUGUAUUGGAUUUACAGAUACGUCGCCGCUUAGUCUAUCCUACGUCCUCGACUUCUUGAAAACGAACUCGAGCCAUCAAUUCACAGAAGCGCAAGUCCGAAACUCCUUAAGGAACGUGCUUUUUAAAGUGGCGGGUCAGGAGAACCACCAAACUCUGCACACUCAUCAGGUAAUCCGAGAAGUUUUCCGUCGCGUUUGCAAGGUAAGUCGUUAUAACCCGAGCUGCCUUAAUUCAGCAUUUUGCAAUCUGACGAUCAGUACUAAUGCAGAUUUCAGUAACAGCCAGCUGCUGAUCUCAGAUGUCUUUCAACGACUCGUUUCAUCCUUUGAGCGGCAGCUGAAUUUCACAACCUCAUCUUUGCUAAACGUGGAAAACGCCACGGUAACAGAAUCUAACAUUGUUUUUGGCUCUGAAUAUUUAGAUAUCCUGACCUCGCUAUGCAUAUUUUCCUCGAGGGAAGGCUUGAAGAUGGAAUAUGUGAUGAGAGUCAGUUUUUCAGACACCUUCUUGCGGUUCUUUGCGCACAACUCUGGGUAUUGGCCAGGUUUGAUCAAGGCCACAACAAACGAAUUCAGACUAAAUGAAAUAGUGACUCUGGCAAACUUGCAGGCAAACAACGGCUCUCGGUUUGACUUACAGACAAUUCUCCUUGUUCUAAGCCUGCAUAGCGGAGCCUCAAAGUUGCAAAAAGAGCAUUUCAUGACCGCAAUAAACAAGACUUCGACAGGGAUUGCGCAACUUAUUAAAAAAGUAAAUGACGAUACAGUUGUCUUAAACAGAACAAAGCCACUUCUUUUGAACAUCUUAGGAGCGAUGUACCGUGGCUUAGGGUAUCCUUACCGAUCAAAGGAUCUUCAUGAGCUUGCAUUUGAUUUUUAUCGCACAAACGUCACUGACAACAGCACAGGAGAACACACUACAAGCAGUGAUAACGACCAAGAGGUUUUCUUAGGCAAGGCAAGCACUCUACAUAAACUCGGAAUCAUUUAUCGUUACCUAGGUAACCUUGCCAUUGCUCAGUCUGCGCAUGAGUGGUCACUUAGUCUACUAAAGCAGUUAUCCGGGGACCACCGAGUGUAUAUUUCAGGUUCACUUCUUAACCUAGCUGUUGUUUAUAGCCGCCUUGGGAAGUACUAUGAUGCACUGCGGUUGUAUAAUCGCUCAUUGAUCAUGCUGCAAGAGAUAUAUGGCCCAAGUCAUGCUAGCGUGGGGAGGCUUUAUACCACCAUUGGAACUGUCUAUUAUCGGCUUGGAGACUUCAAUAACGCCACACAACAUACAGAACGUGGAUUGCAAAUACUCGAGGACUUUCACGGAGAGUUACACCCUCAUGUGGCCGAGGCACUGAAUUUUCUCGGAUUCAUGUACAGAGAUCAAGGACAUUUAAGCAAGGCUAAGAUUGUUCUGGAACGCUCCACGUCUAUUAAGGAGAAGGUCUUUGAUCCGGAGCACUUCAUACUUGGAGAGGCUUUAAACGAUCUAGGGGUGGUGUACACUCGUCUGGGUGAAGGACAAAAAGCCAAGAUGGUCUUACAAAGAGCACUGCAUAUCUUUAAUCGUACUUGGGGAGAGGGGCAUACCUCAGUUGCGACGGCCCUAAACAGUUUAGGAGCCGCCCACAGCGCCUCGAGGGAGCUAGAAGAGGCGAUUUUUUUGCACAAGACAGCCUUAAACAUUCUCCUUCGAAUGGACAUGAGUGCCAACUUGGAACACUUAAUUGCAGAGACAAGACAGCUCCUUGGCAACGCUUACAUGGCGACGGGAGGCCUCGAAGAUGCCAAAGACAUGUAUCAGCUUUCGUACUUGGGAUUUAAGAAGAUUUACGAUUCCCAUCAUUGGAGAGUUCAAGGUGUUUUGAAGAGCUUAAGCUCUUUAGGGUACGUCUUAAACAAAUCCUGCGAGACAAAUGCUCUCUGUUUUAUAAUUAAUUUAAACGCUUUUUUUGCCAUCAUCCUAAGUGAAAGGCUCAUCACAUUUGAACAGCUUAUUUUAACGUAGUUUUUUCUUUGGGCUGGUAAAAU
Molecule: messenger RNA, 3496 nt
Organism: Pocillopora verrucosa
Lineage: Eukaryota; Metazoa; Cnidaria; Anthozoa; Scleractinia; Pocilloporidae
Source: RefSeq, a predicted model, not a curated record